AGCCAAUCGUUUGUUUAGAUUUUUAUAGUCAGCAGUCAAUAGCCAUACACUUAGACUACAACUAUAACUACUGUAAUAAUAAUACCCAACCAGUCGUUUGUUUUGUCUGUAUAUAUAUGUGUAUAUGUUUUGUUUGGACCAAUUGUGGUGAUCAUUGGAUUUUGUUUGUUGUUUUUGAUUAGUGUGGACACAAACAGACCAAACAGAUUAUAUAUAAAUAUAUACAAUACGUGACACCGACCGAUGUCGAUGACCAACGAAUCGUCAUCAACAACAUCAUCAUCAGCAGCAACAGCAGUAGUAUCAUCGGCAACGGUGGCCAACAAUAAUAGUAAUAACAAUAAUAGUAUCAACAAUUCGACAACAAAUGUAUUGCCAAUGAGUGGUCAAUCAUCGAUAGUGACGGUCAAUGCAACGGUAACGCCGACUGCAGUCGUAAUGAGUUCGGCGGCCGCUAUGCCGUCGACAUUGACGGCCUCAACAGUGACCAGUCAAGUACAACAACAACAACAGCCCACUAUGGUUCAGACAAUGGUCAACAAUACGGCUGUCGUUGCGGCCGCCAAUCAGCAACAGAUUGUCACUUCAUCGCAACAACAACAGCAGCAACAGCUGAUCCCGACGUCGCAGACAAAUCACUUGAACACAAACCACGGUCUUAUUGCUCAAUCGAUUGGCACUGCCAUCACAUCGGUGGCCAGUCAUCAUCCGACCGUACAUAUGGCGGCACAGCAGUCGCAAACCAAUACUAUGCAGUCGCUAAUUCAGACGUCGAUGCCUCAGGCGGCCAACCAGAUGAGCGUUGCCAUGUCAUCCCUACCGCAAGUCCAGAUGAUUCAGCAGCCGUUGGGUGCCGCUGGCGGACCCUUUCAGUUUCAGCAGGUCUAUCCGCAACAGAUGCUAUUGCCGGGCAAUCUGACCAUCCAGAAUCUGCCGUUCGGCACAACCAAUCAGGGCCUAUCCCUACAGAUACCGUUUACGGGUGCCGGCGCACUGAAUACGGGCGGUAUGCCUAUUACAACGAUUGCGGCCAAACAGCCAAUCAUGUCGAAAGGUGUGGCCAUAUCGCCGCUGCCGAACUCGCAUCAGAUGCUAUCGCAGAUCAAGCCGAAUACGAUUGGCGCACAAAAUGCACAGUUACUGAAACAGAUGAUACCGGGCCAACAAUUUUUGUCCAAUUCGGCGACCAACCAGACAGUGGUCAUCAGUCAACUGUUGCCGCAGAGUCAUCAUCAUCAGCACCAUUCGAUGCCGCAGUCUAUACUUCCGGCCACCAAAGGCAUGGAUAUUCCCAAAGGAAAACCAUUCGGUACGGGUAGUGCUCGUCUUUAUGGUAGUAAUAAGAUGCUGUCCAACAGCGGUGCCAUACAGCCGAAGUCGUCACCGAUACUUCCGGCCACAUCGAUCUCAUCGCCACUGUUGGCCAGUUCUCAGUUCAAGAAUUUCACAACAAAUCACGCCAACACUGCUCAACUGAUUGCCACACAGACACCGUCGGGACAACUGAUUACCAAUCAACAGAUAUUCGGCGGUUCGUUUCAGACCAUACAACCUGGUCUGACGUGGACUACCGGUCCUCAGUCGACACUGGUUUCAUCGCCCAAUGGACCCAUAUUUAUUCGCGGACCGGGACAAGGCGGCGAACAUAUGUUCAUAUCGACGUCCAACAUAUCCAGUCCGCACAUUCAAACUGUAUCGAUGGCACCGCCGAUGAAUAUGCAGUCGGCGAGUCAGGCAAUACAUAUGAAUACUGCACCGAAUCAAUCGCAACCCACUCAUCUAACCACAACCAUACAGCCGAUUCCGGUAUCCACUCAUAUUAGUAGCGCACCGAACAUCACCACCAGUACAGCUACCACAUCCUUAGUCACUACUACACUGCCGACGGCUAUAGCACCCGCCCCGACACCACCGACUGCUACAAAGUCGCGUAACAUUAGACAACAAUCUAGUAUUGCCACACAAACUAAUACGGCAGCCAAUGCUCAAAAACAACACCCGGAAAGUACUUCUUCAUCGUCGACGACACCAUUGAAAGCAAUAGCACCGGCAAAACCCAAACCCAGUCCACAACAACAACAACAGCCAGUGUCUCAAAGUAGUAAAACUGUGAAUAAAGAGUCGUCGGUUGCAACCACCACUACCACACGUUCGACAGGUGUCGGUGCCACUCAAACAACAAUAAACCAGUCGACAAUAGCGACAGCCGUGGUGGCGGCUACUACGCCAUCAACUAAAGCCGAUGCCGGCAAUCAGACAACCAGAGUAUCGGUGGCCACUGAGACACCACCGAAAACCAAUUCACAAUCACAAAUGUCAAACAAUCGUUUUAUUAGUGAUAACCACAACAACAACAGUAGUAGUAGUAGCAGUAGUACUACUACUAAUACCACCACCAACACCAUCAACAACAAUAACAAUUUGAACAAACAUAUUGGCGUUAAGAGUACCACCACUAGCUCCACGGGUACUGAUAUGAAUCAUACGAAGAACAACAAUAGCAGUACGAAUGCUGCCGAUGUUAGUCACGAAAUAAAAUUAGUAACGAAACGAGUGGUCGAAAAGAGAGACGCAUCGACCGGUGAGGAGAAUGAGAUGCUAUAUUCGCAGCACAACAACCAUAAAUCGGUGCACAUGUCGAUGACACAAUCGGUGGCCAACAUUAUGGCAAACAACAACACAUUGUUAGGCAGUAAUCAGACAAAUGGCCUACAAAACAGUGUGUUGUCGGAUCUGAAUCGUCUGGAAAGACAACCGCCCCAAAAGGCUAUCGUUAAGCCACAGAUAUUGACGCACGUCAUCGACGGUUAUGUUAUACAGGAGAGUGCCAAUCCGUUUCCAGUUAAUGGUCUGUCACAAUACAACAAUGAGUUUGGCAGCGGAGGCGGCGCCGCCGAUGACCGUAUCACCAAUGGUAUUAUUCCGACCAUUGAAAACACAAAACUAUUGAGAAAUUCCAAUGAAAACUCUUUGCAUACCACACCGUCGCCGCCAUCGGCGGUACUCGCGAACAAUCGGACCAAACCGGACAAACAUAUAUGUCUUAACUGUGGCGGCAAACGCAAGUCGAGUUCAAAGAACGGCCGAAUGCCUAAACGAUUUUGUAGUCAUCACUGUUCCGAUACAUUCAACGACAAGACUUCGUUGACAACAACGCCAACGGCUAACACUCAGCGGUUGUCGUUAUAUAACUCGGUGACCGCCCGACUCAAUGAUAACAAUAAUGAUACUCAAAAGCUGAACGACGAUUUGAUGUCAACAAACGAUAACAACAACAACAACACCACCGAAAGGCAUACCGGCGAUGAAAGAAAGAAAACAAAAGUAUCGUCGAAGAAGUCGUCAUCGAUAGAAAGUGCCAACGAUUUGAAACUGACCAAAAACGGUGAUAUAAACGAUGCGAACAAUCAUUGCAAGAAUCUGCCGAUGGUCGUAACAGAACCGCAUCUUCUGCCGAAUGUGAUACCACCACAGCUGCCGCCGCAACCGGCACCGAGUGUUAACAUUGUAGCGCCCGAAGAGAACAGUGCUAUUGCCGGACUAUAUAUACCUCCCGGCGGUAGAAAUCCGCUUCAAUGGAGUGUCAGCGAUGUCUACGAUUUUGUACGCAAUCUUCAGGGCUGUACUGAAUACGCUGACGAUUUUCGAUCGCAAGAAAUUGAUGGCCAGGCCUUGAUGUUGAUCAAAGAGGACCACUUGAUGAACACAAUGAACAUGAAGUUGGGUCCGGCGCUGAAGAUAUGCAGCAAAAUCAAUGCACUGAGAGAUGACUGUCAGAAACAGAGUAAUUAAACAGAGAAGUAGUAGAAGAAGAAGAAGAAGAUGAAGACAAAGAGACAUAUAUUUACCAUUUAAAUCACUUAUUCAUCACGAAAUCAUUGGUUCAUUACUACAUUAGAUUUUAAAAGUUUUUUAAUUAUAUAUAU
This is a messenger RNA of Oppia nitens, 3926 nucleotides long. Its product is annotated as polyhomeotic-like protein 3. Gene Ontology annotation, cellular component: PRC1 complex. The record is from RefSeq and is a predicted model, not a curated record. Lineage: Eukaryota; Metazoa; Arthropoda; Arachnida; Sarcoptiformes; Oppiidae. Bases 244 to 3792 code for a protein of 1182 amino acids. The transcript is spliced from 5 exons. Gene Ontology annotation, molecular function: protein binding.